GUCGUCCUGGUUUCUCCUCCUGGUUUCUCCUCCUGGUUGCUCCUCCGCUCAGAGGCUGCUCCGCUCUUUGUUUCCCUCCUCCUCCCUCCGUGCAUGUCCCACCUGGACGGAUCUAGACCCGAAGAAGACCUGGUCCCUGAGAGCCGCCAGGCAGCAGCCCUCCGCCGGCAUGAGCCCCCCAGCAGGCGGCUCGGUCCUCCCCAGCCUCCUCAGCCUCCGCAGCCUCCUCAGCCUCCUCAGCCUCCAGAUCCAGCUGCUCCUGCUCGGCUCCAGCCUCCAGGUCGCCUCAGCGUCAGGACACUUUGAGCUCCAGGUCGUGUCCAUGCAGAACGUUAAGGGGCAGCUGAGCAGCGGCUCCUGCUGCGACGGGUCCCGGGACGUCCUGGACGGACGGUGCACGGCGGACGAGUGCGACACGUUUUUCCGAGCGUGUCUGAAGGAGUAUCAGCUGAAGGUGUCCUCGGCCGGGCCCUGCAGCUUCGGCUCCGGCUCCACGCCCGUCCUCGGAGGGAAUAGCUUUUCUUUACGCAAGGACCAGGACGACAGAGCCAGGAUCCUGUUGCCGUUCAGCUUCGCGUGGCCGAGAUCCUUCACUCUGAUCGUAGAAGCUCUGGACUUCAACAACGACUCGUCCUCCGGCGGCAGCGGGGGGGCUCUGAUCGAGAGGACCGUCCACUCCGGGAUGAUCAACCCCGGCCGGCAGUGGCAGAGCCUGAAGCACGACGGCCCCGUGGCCCAGUUCCUCUUCCAGGUCCGCCUCGGCUGCGACGACCACUACUACGGCUUCGGCUGCAACAAGUUCUGCCGGCCGCGGGACGACUUCUUCGGCCACUAUGAGUGCGACCACAACGGCAACAAGACCUGUCUGGAGGGCUGGUCUGGGCCGGACUGCAACACCGCCAUUUGCAGACAAGGUUGCAGCAAAGAACAUGGAUCCUGUAAAGUCCCUGGAGAGUGCAAGUGUCUGUAUGGUUGGCAGGGUGACUACUGUGACCAGUGCAUCCCUCAUCCCGGCUGUGUUCACGGCGGCUGUGUGGAGCCCUGGCAGUGUCUAUGUGACACCAACUAUGGAGGACAACUGUGUGACAAAGACCUGAACACCUGCAGGACUCUCCAGCCCUGUUUGAACGGAGGAACCUGCAGCAACACGGGACCAGACAAAUACCACUGCUCCUGUCCUGAAGGCUUCUCCGGGCUCCACUGUCAGCGAGCCGACCACGCCUGCCUGUCCAGCCCCUGUUUGAACGGAGGAACCUGUUCAGAAACCAGCCUGGGUUUCCAGUGCCGCUGUGGCCCCGGCUGGACCGGACCGUCCUGCUCCAUCAAUGUGGACGAGUGUCUGGUGAACCCCUGCAGCCACGGAGGGACCUGCCAGGACCUGGUCCACGGGUUCAGGUGCAUCUGUCCUCCAGAGUGGACCGGGAAGACCUGCCUCAUCGAUGCCAACGAGUGCGACGACAGCCCCUGUGUCAACGCCAAGUCCUGCAGAAACCUGAUCGGAGGAUACUUCUGUGAGUGCCUCCCUGGAUGGACGGGGCCCAACUGUGACACCAAUUUCAACGACUGUCACGGUCAGUGCCUCAACGGAGCAGCCUGCGAGGACCUGGUUGAUGGUUUCAGGUGUGAAUGUGCUCCAGGGUUCGUGGGUGAACGCUGUGAGGAGGACGUGGACGAGUGCUCCAGUGGACCGUGUCUCAACGGAGGACGAUGUCAGGAUGAGGUCAACGGCUUCCACUGCCUCUGUCCACCUGGUGUCUCUGGACGUCUCUGCCAGUCAGACAUGGAUUACUGCCUCCACAGGCCGUGUCUGAACGGAGCUCAGUGUUUCAACCUGGACUCCGACUACGUCUGUGAAUGUCCUGAAGACUACGAGGGGAAGAACUGCUCUGUGCUGAAGGACCACUGCCGCACCACGCCCUGCAAAGUGAUUGACAGCUGCACCGUUGCCGUGGCGUCCAAUAGCACUCCGGCCGGGGUGCGUUUGAUCUGGUCGGGCGUGUGCGGCCCCCACGGGCGGUGUCGCAGUGGCCCGGGGGGGCAGUUCAGCUGUGACUGUGAGGAGGGCUUCACCGGGACCUACUGCCACCAGAAUAUAAACGACUGUGAGAGCGCCCCCUGUCUGAACGGAGGAACCUGCCUGGAUAAAGUCACUCAGUACCAGUGCAUCUGUGCAGACGGAUGGGACGGAGCCACCUGCCACAACAAUGUUGAUGACUGCAGUUCUUCUCCGUGUCAGAACGGUGGCGUCUGUCGAGAUCUGAUCAACGACUUCCACUGUGACUGUAGCAACGGCUGGAAAGGAAAGACCUGCACCUCCAGAGAGAGUCAGUGUGAUGAGAACACCUGCAACAACGGAGGAACCUGCUCCGACCACGGAGACGCCUUCAGGUGUCAGUGUUCACCGGGCUGGGAGGGUUCCACCUGCAGCAUCGGGGUCUCCAGCAGCUGUGUGUCCAGUCCCUGUGAGAACGGAGGAACCUGUGUGGUUGAUGGAAACUCCUUCAGCUGCAUCUGUAAGGAGGGCUGGGAGGGCGCCACCUGCAGCCACAAUGCCAAUGACUGCAGUCCUCAUCCCUGCUACAAUGGGGGGACGUGUGUGGACGGAGAGAACUGGUAUCGAUGUGAAUGUUCUCCAGGCUUCUCCGGCCCAGACUGUAGAAUCAACAUCAAUGAGUGCCAGUCUUCACCCUGUGCCCAUGGCUCCACUUGUGUGGAUGAAAUCAACGGUUAUCGCUGCAUCUGUCCUCCAGGAAGAACCGGCCCCCGCUGCCAUGACGUGUCUGGGAGGCCCUGUGUCCUCGGGGGACUGGUGACUCUGGAUGGAAGCACAUGGGACGAGGACUGCAACAGCUGCCACUGUAAGGACGGGAGAGUCACCUGCACUAAGCUCUGGUGUGGACCAAGACCUUGCAGUCUCCAUAGGAGGACUCAGAGCCCAGAGUGUCCAUCAGGCCAGACCUGCGUCUCCAUCCAGGACGAGCGCUGUUUUGUGAAACCCUGCGUCUGGCAGGGGGAGUGCUGGGACCCCUCCCACCAAGACCCACCCCCGGCCAAGUGUCCCCCAGAGAGCAGCUGCACCAACGUCACCUUCACCUUCAACAAGGACGUCAUGAUGAGGGGUGUGACUGUGGAUCAGAUCUGUCGUGAGCUCAGGAGCCUCUACACUGUCAAGAACUUGUCUUCAGAUUCCUCCGUGUCUAUGACCUGUGAGCCGUCGCCUGGGGCCAACAAUGAGAUCCACGUAGCCAUCUGGACAGGAGACCAGAGGGGGGGUCUGGCCUCGGUCAGGGCCGUGAGUGACAGGAUGAUGGACCUGGUCAGCAGGAGGAGAGUCAACAGCUCCAUCAUCAGCGCCAUCGCAGAGGUUCGCAUCCAGAGACGACAUGGACAUAGUCCUAAAGAUCACCUGGUGCCCCUGCUGGUUUCCGUGGCGAUCAUGGUCUGGAUGCUGGCCGUGGUCCUGAUGCUGCUGUGGUGCGUCAGGAGGAGGAGGAGGAAGCAGAGCGUCCAGGCCUCGUCCUCUCUGGUGCCGGCCUCCGAGGACAACAACGCUCUGCACAACAGCAUCAGCGUCGCCCGAGAGCAGCUCAACCACAUCAAGAACCCCAUUAGGAAAAACCCAGCGAGCCACCAGCACCAACACCAGCACCACCUCCACCAAGAAAACCUGUACCAGGACAAGAACUCCGUCAACUCCAGGGUCAGAAGACCAGACGCUGGGAACCAGUCAGAGGACGAUGAGGUGGACAAGAGGCUGCAGAAGUCCAGGUCCCUCCUGGCACCGCCUGCAUACUCUCAGGUGGACUGGGAGGAACCGCCCCCCCAGCAUAUGACCAGCAGGACCCCCCACUGGACUAGUAAACUGGACAACAGACACUUACAGCCGCAGAGCUUCAGCAGGGUGGAGUACGCCGUAUAGCCAGCGGUGGAACUCUUUUAUUAUUAUUUUAUUUAUGACUUUUUCAGAAGAAACGGACAAGACACAACAGAACUGAAAUAAGGGUCCUAUCUAUUACCAGAUCUGUUUAAACCGGUUUGCUUUCCCUGUCAUUUCACAUCAGGUUUCUAUCUGUUGUGAGCAGCCAGCAGGAGAGAGGCCGUGUCCAAAAACUUCUGACCAGAAGUGGAACAUUUUAUGACCCACCGGGACAUCUGUAGCCUUUUUUUAAUUGUAUUUUUUUUUCUA
Messenger RNA from Mugil cephalus (flathead mullet), 4186 nucleotides. Its product is annotated as protein jagged-1a-like. The transcript has 26 exons. Gene Ontology annotation, cellular component: plasma membrane; protein-containing complex. Gene Ontology annotation, molecular function: calcium ion binding; Notch binding. The record is from RefSeq and is a predicted model, not a curated record. The coding region runs from base 170 to 3919 and encodes 1249 amino acids. Gene Ontology annotation, biological process: establishment or maintenance of epithelial cell apical/basal polarity; heterophilic cell-cell adhesion; multicellular organism development. Lineage: Eukaryota; Metazoa; Chordata; Actinopteri; Mugiliformes; Mugilidae.